This is a messenger RNA of Penicillium samsonianum, 1386 nucleotides long. RefSeq names its product indoleamine 2,3-dioxygenase. Lineage: Eukaryota; Fungi; Ascomycota; Eurotiomycetes; Eurotiales; Aspergillaceae. The record is from RefSeq and is a predicted model, not a curated record. Gene Ontology annotation, cellular component: cytoplasm. Gene Ontology annotation, biological process: 'de novo' NAD+ biosynthetic process from L-tryptophan. Gene Ontology annotation, molecular function: metal ion binding; heme binding; indoleamine 2,3-dioxygenase activity. The transcript is spliced from 2 exons. Bases 1 to 1386 code for a protein of 461 amino acids.
AUGACUCGACCGAUUCCCGUUUUGUCUGACUAUGAUAUGUCCCCAAACCACGGUUUUCUGCCCCCGGAAACACCACUGAGUGUCCUGCCGGAUCCAUAUUAUGCCGAGUGGGAGGCUAUUGUGGCCGACCUACCAUCACUUCUCGUGGCCAAGAAGCUGCGACAGGAAAUUGACCAGCUUCCGGUCCUCUCGACGGAUUAUUUGAAAACUCCCGCGGAGUGGAGGAGGGCGAGCGUGUGCCUUACGUUCAUGCUUCACGCCUAUGUGUUCGGAGAGAAAGAACCCAGAGCAAGGAUACCUCCCCCACUCACGGUUCCACUUUUGAGUGUAUCUGCAUAUUUGGAGCUCCCCCCGAUAGGGGUAUACGCCGCUGUCAAUCUGUGGAACUACCGGCCAAUUGAUCAGAAUCUAACAUGUAGUCGGCCAGAGGAUAUGGAAGCGGGUUGCACAUUUACUGGGAGCCUGGAUGAGCGGUGGUUUUACCAGAUUUCCAUUGCCAUCGAGGGCAAUGCGGCCUCGACCAUACCAUUAAUGCUAGACGCGAUCGCUGCCGCACGCGCUGGGGAUGGUAUUAAAGUUACUGAGUGUUUACGUACCUUGGCCAAAGGACUCCAGGAAAUGAUUGACAUUCUCAAACGAAUGCCCGAGGGUUGCGAUCCACACGUCUUCUACCACCACCUACGGCACUUUUUGGCAGGGAGCCAGUCAAUAGGCGGUCUGGUGUACGAUGAUGGGACCGGCAAGGAAGAAGACCGUCGUGCAUAUCUCGGGAUGAGCAACGCGCAAAGCUCGCUAGUGGUCUUCUUCGACCUUGUACUAGGCAUCUCGCACUCGCGUUCGUCCAAAGGCGAUAAGAGCUUCUUCUCCAACAUGCGUGGAUAUAUGCCCGGAAAUCACCGCCGGUUCCUUGAACAUAUAGCAGAGAUUGCCAACAUCCGGACCUUUGUGGAAGAGCGAAGUGACCACCAGGACCUCCUCGCGGCCUACAACACCUGUCUCGAAAUAAUGGGCUCCAUGCGAGAUGUCCACAUCCGGAUUGUGGCCCGUUACAUCAUGACUCAAUCGCUCAAAAAUGACAAAAUUGACGGUCAGGGUCUUUGUUCUUGUGACAAGAACACCUCCGCACCUCGAACCGAAAGUCCUUAUAUCGCUCCAGAGAAGAAGACGCGGAAGGGGCUUGGCGGGACAGACCUGAUCCCAUUCCUGUCUCGGGUCCGAACCGGAACACGGGAAUCAAAGAUGAGUCCGCUGGCUGCUGGUACCCUGAAAAGCAAAAAUCAACAGAUGGCUCUCGGAGCCAGCACUUGGUUGCAGUAUAUCCUAGCAUUCGCUGUUGGUGUGGCAGCACUAUUCUUUUGCAAGUGGUCGACAAUUUGGGAUUUAUAA